AUGACUACUUGGUAUGAGUAUCGCAAACGGCUGCAAAAAUUUCAAACUAUUGAUAAAACAACUCAAAGAUUAAUUGAGAAAGAAAAGGAUCACUGGAAAAAUGUUUUAAAAAGAGUUAUUUCAAUAGUGAAAUUUCUUGCUAAACAUAAUUUAGUCUUUCGUGGUUCUAAGGAGAAAUUGUACGAAGAUAGCAAUGGAAACUUUUUGGGUUUGAUUGAAAUGUUAGCUGAAUUUGACCCAAUCAUCCAAGAACAUGUUAGAUGUGCUGCAACUCAAAAAGUUCAUAUUCAUUAUCUUGGGCAUAACAUACAGAACGAGUUGAUUUCAUUGCUUGGUUCUACGAUUAAAAUUGACAUCAUUAGAAAAAUCAAACAGGCAAAGUAUUUUUCAGUGAUACUUGAUUGUACUCCUGAUGUUAGUCACCAAGAACAGAUGUCUUUGAUAAUAAGAUAUGUGGAUAUUUCUUCAGCUUCUGUUAGUAUUGAGGAAUCAUUUUUAGGAUUUUUGAAUAUGAAUGAUACAAGUGGUCAGGGGAUUUUUUAUGUUUUACAAAAUGAAUUGAAAGAACUUGGUCUCGACCUAUUUGACGUGAGAGGGCAAGGUUAUGAUAAUGGGUCAAAUAUGAAAGGAAAACACCAAGGUGUGCAAAAGAGAUUUUUAGACAUAAAUCCGAGAGUCUUUUAUACUCCUUGUGGUUGUCAUAGUCUUAAUUUGGCAUUGUGUGAUAUGGCUAACUCUUGUAUUAAAGCUAGGAAUUUUUUUGGAGUUGUUCAACGCAUUUAUACAAUUUUUGCCAAUUCUACUAAGAGAUGGCAAAUUUUGAAAGAUAAUGUAAAAGGGUUGACUCCAAAAUCAUUGUCAUCCACUCGUUGGGAUAGUCGUGUAGAAAGUGUCAAAGCUAUAAGAACUCAAACGUUAGAAUUUACAGAAGCUUUGCUUGAAGUGUCAGAAAAUGAUCUUGAUCCUAAAAUACAAAAUGAAGCUAAAUCCUUAGCAACAAAUGAGCUUGGUGAUUUUGAGUUUUUGAUGGCUAUAAUUAUUUGGUUUGAAAUAUUAUCUGCAAUUAAUUCUGUUAGCAAGCUUUUACAGGAAAAGGAUAUGCUUAUUGAUGUUGCUAUGCAAAAAAUUAAAGGGUUGAUUUCGUAUUUUGAGGGAUAUAGAGAAACAGAUUUUUAUAAGGUAUUGAUUAACACUAAGGAAAUUGUGGUGGAAUUGAAUAUUGCCCCAAUAUUUCCUCAAAGGCGUAUAAUUAAAAGAAAAAGGCAAUUUGAUGAGAAUUUGAAUAUCCCAUCAGUCGAGCUAUCAGAAGAAGAAUCAUUUAGGGUUAAUUAUUUUCUUUACCUUGUUGAUCAAGCUGUUGUUUCUCUUAAUAAGAGGUUUGAGCAAUACCAAGAGUAUGAAAGUAUUUUUGGUUUCUUGUUUACUUCUCACAAGUUACAAUCAUUAGAUGAUGCAACUUUGAAGUCUUAUUGUACUAACUUUGAGCAGACAUUGAAACAUAAUGAGCAAUCUGAUAUUGAUGGGAAUGAAUUUUUUGCAGAGUUGAAGUUACUAAGAGAAAUGUUGCCUGAAGAAACCAUAAGACCUACUGAUAUAUUAUUAUUUUUAAAAGGCUUGGAUUGUUUUCCUAAUGCAGUUAUUGCAUAUAGAAUCUUAUUGACUAUUCAUGUGACAGGUGCUUCUGCAGAAAGAAAUUUUUCAAAAUUGAAGUUGUUAAAGACUUACUUGCGGUCUACCAUGUCACAAGAAAGGCUUAAUGGAUUGGCAUUAAUAGCUAUUGAAAAUGAUAUUUUAGAGACAAUAAAAUAUGAAGACUUAGUUGACGAUUUUGCUUCAAAAAGUGUUCGUAGGAAGGCUCUUUUUAUGUAG
This is a messenger RNA of Lathyrus oleraceus (garden pea), 1869 nucleotides long. RefSeq lists its product as uncharacterized. Gene Ontology annotation, molecular function: protein dimerization activity. NCBI's taxonomy places the organism in Eukaryota, Viridiplantae, Streptophyta, Magnoliopsida, Fabales, Fabaceae. The transcript has a single exon. The record is from RefSeq and is a predicted model, not a curated record. The coding region runs from base 1 to 1869 and encodes 622 amino acids.